UUUUAUGUUAGUCAUUCUCAAUCGUUCAAUCAGUUAACAUGUAUCUGAUUUUGCUUGGCAUCUUCAUUGCUUGGCUGUUUUACAAGUGGUCAUCGAGUAAUCACAAUCACUUUUCAAAACAAGGACUGCCCAAUUUGGCACCACUGCCAGUGUUUGGUAAUGUUCUACCAUCUUUGUUGGGAAAAGAGUCUGCGGUUGAUUUGUUCACCAGGAGCUAUAACAAAUUCAAACAUUCAAAAAUCCAUGGAAUGUUCAGUUUCAAUCAGAUCUUGUACGUUGUAACAGACCCUGAAUUAGUCAAGCGUAUCACAAUCAAAGACUUUGAUCAUUUCGUCAAUCACAAUGAACUUCUGAGCAAGUUCGACCGAGUGUUCGGUAAGACUUUGUUCGGCAUGCAAGGGCAAUUAUGGAAAGACAUGAGAUCCACGCUGUCACCGAUUUUCACUAGUUCGAAAAUGAAAUCAAUGUACGACUUACUUUACCAUCACGUGCAGGACUUCAUCAGACAUUUUGAAUCGAAAGCGGGCAACGGAACGGUAGACAUUGAUGCAUUGGAAAUAUUCACACGAUUUACAGCUGAUGGCAUUGCGACAGCGGUCUUAGGUUUUGAGGGUGAUUGCGUAAAGAACGAAAACAGCGGCUUGUUUAAGCUGUGCAAGGGAAUCGUACAUGAAUUCACCAGCUCUCAAGCUAUUUUCAAGUUCGUUUUCGGCUUCUUUUCGACGAGAGCGUACAAAUUUUUCGACCUUCAACUGACCAGCAAGACAACAGCCGACUUUUUCAAACGCGCCGUUGUUGAUGUGAUGGCAGAAAGAGAACGGACAAAUGUGUCACGGCCGGAUGUGAUUCAAUUGAUGCUGAACGAAAAAAUCAAAAUUCGGAAUCAGGAAUUGAAGGGCGUUGAAUUGGACGGGCUGAAAACGAAUGUUAGGAAUCUUCAAGAAAUUGUUGACGAUGAUGAGUACUGGCUUGCGCAGGGUUUCAUUUUCUUUUUCGGCGGCUUUGAUACCACGUCCAACUUACUGCAAUCGAUUACAUACGAACUGGCAAUGAAUCCAGAUGUUCAGGAAGAGUUAUAUCGAGAAAUUAACGAGGUUAAUGCGUCAAUAGCAAACAGACCCGUCACCUAUGACCUUCUACAUGGCAUGAAAUUCCUUGACAUGGUGAUCUCGGAGGCCUUACGCAAACAUCCACCAUUCGUUCAAAUGGACAGAACUUGUUCCAAGGAUUAUGACUUGGAUUUGGGAAAUGGAAAAACCGUUUCGAUCAAGAAAGGUGAAUUGAUCAUUUUCCCGUACUAUCAGUUGCAACGAGAUGCCGAAUAUUUUCCGAAUCCAGAGAAAUUCGAUCCGUAUCGAUUUAGUGACGAUAAUAAGGACUCAAUUGUGUCUGGUACCUAUUUACCAUUCGGACUGGGACCUCGGGCCUGUAUUGGCAGUCGUUUCGUUUUGAUGGAAGCGAAACUUUUGCUGUUCUACGUACUGGCUAAUUUUGAGAUUAAAAAGAGUGCCAGAACACCAGAGGUACUCACCUACGAGCCGAAUUUGGGUCAACGAAUUCUACAGAGAGUUUACCUUAACUUUAAUAAACGAUAGAAAACGAA
This is a messenger RNA of Bradysia coprophila, 1603 nucleotides long. Its product is annotated as cytochrome P450 9e2-like. NCBI's taxonomy places the organism in Eukaryota, Metazoa, Arthropoda, Insecta, Diptera, Sciaridae. Gene Ontology annotation, molecular function: heme binding; monooxygenase activity; oxidoreductase activity, acting on paired donors, with incorporation or reduction of molecular oxygen. The record is from RefSeq and is a predicted model, not a curated record.